Oncorhynchus keta (chum salmon) is the source of this 2379-nucleotide messenger RNA. Its product is annotated as phosphatidylinositol N-acetylglucosaminyltransferase subunit A-like. Gene Ontology annotation, biological process: GPI anchor biosynthetic process. The record is from RefSeq and is a predicted model, not a curated record. Gene Ontology annotation, molecular function: phosphatidylinositol N-acetylglucosaminyltransferase activity. Gene Ontology annotation, cellular component: glycosylphosphatidylinositol-N-acetylglucosaminyltransferase (GPI-GnT) complex. Lineage: Eukaryota; Metazoa; Chordata; Actinopteri; Salmoniformes; Salmonidae. The transcript is spliced from 7 exons. Bases 504 to 1985 code for a protein of 493 amino acids.
UUGUCGUAGACGUCUCCAUAUUUCGUUAGGGAACGCCUACUAUGAAUUCCCUUGUGCAGUAACUCAAUUCGGAUUUGCACUCCCAAACAGCGAAAUGUAAAAUUUGUAAAGAAUAACACUUCAUAACAAGUGUAUUGAGAUCAAAUGUUUCAUCGAUGAAAAUGUCGGCCAAAAUCCAUCUCGUUCCCUCUUCUCCCACUACGCGCCAGUUAGGCACCUCUCACUACCAUAUUUGCUUGUGAGUGGAAACGCCAACCGGUUGCUUCACAUUUAUACAUCCAGUGAAAUAUCUGUCUUGUUGUUCUAUCUUUGACAUGAUGACGCGGAGCAGGAAGUGUGUGUUGUUUUGAUUGACGGAAUAUGGUUGAAUAACGAUGAACUAAGAUAAAAUUGUUGAUUUAUUUAAAACAAAAAUACAUUUCUCUUUGCUUUGAAGGUGCAUGGUUGCUCUACAUGUGAAACGCCUGUAUGAGUGACGCACACAACCACAGCACUCCACCAUCAUGGGCCAGCGAAGGAGGGGGGCGGCUGCCCAUGCUCCCCCAGCAAACAGACACCAUGACGGGCUCACAGUAGCUCCCCAGGCCCCAACCAGGAAACACAACAUUUGCAUGGUGUCAGACUUCUUCUACCCCAAUAUGGGAGGGGUGGAGAGCCACAUCUACCAUCUAUCCCAGUGUCUGAUCGAGAAGGGCCACAAGGUGGUGAUCGCCACCCACACCUACGGCUGCAGGAAGGGGGUCCGCUACCUGACCAAUGGGCUCAAGGUCUACUACCUGCCCCUGCAGGUGAUGUACAACCAGUCCACCGUCACCACCUGCUUCCACAGCCUGCCACUUCUGCGCUGUGUGUUCGUCAGGGAACGCAUCACCGUGGUGCACGCCCACAGCUCCUUCUCCGCUAUGGGACACGAUGCACUGUUCCACGCCAAGACCAUGGGCCUCAACACGGUGUUCACUGACCACUCCCUCUUCGGUUUUGCUGACGUCAGCUCGGUGCUGACCAAUAAGCUGCUGGCUGUGUCUCUGUGCGAUACCAAUCACAUUGUGUGCGUGUCAUACACCAGUAAGGAGAACACAGUGCUCAGGGCAGGCCUCGACCCCGAGAUUGUUUCUGUCAUCCCCAAUGCCGUCGACCCCAGAGACUUCACCCCCGACCCCUCCCAACGGCAUGACGACAGGAUCACCAUCGUUGUGAUCAGCCGUCUCGUCUACCGCAAAGGAAUAGAUCUUCUGGGAAGGAUCAUCCCAGAGCUCUGUCUGAAACAUCCAGAUGUACAUUUCUUGAUUGGUGGAGAGGGACCAAAGAGAAUCGUGUUGGAGGAAGUGAGAGAGAAAUACCAACUACACGACAGGGUGCAUCUCCUGGGGGCCCUGGAGCAUAAGGAUGUGCGUGGGGUGUUGGUCCAGGGACAUAUCUUCCUCAACACCUCCCUGACUGAGGCCUUCUGCAUGGCCAUAGUGGAGGGAGCCAGCUGUGGACUACAGGUGGUAAGUACGCGUGUUGGAGGGAUCCCAGAGGUUCUGCCUGAGCAUCUGAUCACCCUGUGCGAGCCAACCGUGCAUUCUCUGUGUUUCGGCCUGGAGAGUGUCAUCGCUAGGCAACUAUCGGGCCGCGUUGACUCCCCCGCCACCAUCCACGCCCACGUCCGCACCCUGUACACCUGGAGGAACGUCGCAGAGAGAACAGAGAAGGUAUAUGAUUGCGUCGCUGGGAAGGAGGUUCUUCCUCUGGACAGACGGCUGCUCAGACUGAGGGCCCACUGUGGCCCCGUGGCAGGCUCCAUCUUUGCCCUCUUUGCUGUUCUCGACUUCCUCUUCCUGCUCCUCCUCCGCUGGCUCCUCCCAGACCGCCUCAUAGAUAUUGCCAUGGACGCCACGGGCCCUCAGGGGUUGUGGAGGCGGGGCUUGGGCGAUAGGAAAGGAACUCGCUCUAAAAGUGCCGUCUUGACAAAGGAGUCAAGUGGUCACAAGACCAAGCUCUGAUCACAACUCCAAGCAGGCACAAAUCCUUAUCCUCAAUUGUUAUAUAACUCCUGAAAAUACGGAUGUUUUUUUUUAUUUUUUUACUUGAUAUCUGAUCGCACUACCUUAUGACCUGUGGAGACUGACCACCCGUUGCAGAAUGUUUCAGGGGGAACCUGUGUGCUUUCAAUAGGAUUGUUUGUUUUUUUAAAUUAUUUUUUUGUUUUGUUUUCCUCUAUAUAUUUAAUGUAUUAUUUCUUAAACUUUAUAUGAUCAAAAGGAUCAAUACUUUGCAGUUAUGUAUCUUUUGUAAUGUUAUUUCUUUAUUAUUUUUUUUAAUUCUUCUGAGUGGCAGAAUCAAAUCAAAUAAAAUUGUAUUUGUCACAUGCGCCGAAUACAACCGGUGUAGACCUUA